UUUUGUAUAACAACACAGGUCUUUAUGAUGUUCACUUAGAAAGUUUGUGGAGAGAUUGACAUUUUUUUUAUGUUAAGAACAUUCAUAUACCAACAUAUGCAUUCAAUACGUGCGCCCUGGAUUCAAACAGAUACACUAUGCUAACUUAUAAGAUUAACUGGUCUCUGUGAAAAACAAUAAGAGCAAUACACAGAACAAUUAACAGAGAUGGUGUUCGGUAGACGAGAAGCCGCUGAAAAAGCACGGAAAAGAUGGGACAAAUUGAGACGUUUUGUACAAACUGGUGCUUAUCUGGACGAUUGGAGUGCGCCACAAUCGUUAAUGACAGUUGCUAAUGCUAUUAAGCGAAUGAACUCUAGAGAAAAGACAAUGUUAUCUGUUGGAUUCGAAACAUCACGAAGUAAUAAAGUUUUAGAUACUCCACGGAGCUGUGAAUCAUCAGAAAAUAAAAUCAUAGAACGUUUACAACAGGAGUUGACAAAAAGGGACAUAACUCUUUCAUCCAAGUCAGUAUCACGACCUGUUCUCAUGUCUUCACAUUGUAAGCACAGACCAUUGCAGACAUCAGCUUUGAUACGCGAGACUACUGGUUCUGAGUUUGAGUAUGACGCAGGCGAAGAAAUAAAGUUAGCAGAUUUGAAGUCAGCGUCAGUGACGAGAGAAAAAAGACGAUUAGUUAAAACAGAAGACAUUUAUUAUGCUGCCUGCUCUUUAUGUAGAGUGUCGCCAGUAUCAAACUUUUUAAAACAGUGUUCAACGUUCACAGCAGAUCUGAAAAACAGUUUCCUGUCCGCUAGAGAUGUUAAAGCACUGUCUAUAUCAUUAGUUCGAGAUAACAGAAUCUGUUCAUUAGAUGUGUCAGGAAAUGAAAUAGGUGCUAUUGGUGUUAUGUAUGUCGCUGAGAUGAUGGUCGAGAAUAGUACAAUUGUAGAACUGAAUUUGAGUGGUACUAUUCCAGGAAAAGACGGACUAGAGGCUUUAGCAGAUUUAAUUAAAAACAACAAAACUUUACGAGUAUUACGUCUUGAAGAUAAUAAAAUAGAACACACAGAGAUGGAACACAUCAUAAGUAUAAUAGAAAAUGUACCUACAUUAGAAGAAAUACACCUCGGGCAUAACUCGUUAGGAUUUGAAGGAGGAAAUAUGCUUGCUAAAUUAAUAGCUACAAACACAACGUUAAGAGUAUUAGAUUUACAGUGGAAUCAGAUUCGAAAAGACACAGCUAAAUCAAUAUGCAAAGCUCUUGCGGACAACAACACAUUGUGGGGUUUAAAUUUGUCAUGGAAUGGUUUAGGAAAAGAGGGAUGCAUCGAGCUAGCAUCAUCUUUAAAGAAAAAUACCAAGUUAGCGGAUUUGAACGUUUCCAGUAACCGAAUUGACAUGACGUCUUUACGUUUUCUGCUCCAUGGAUUAGUGCAAAAUAAGGGAAUCCGAUAUUUCCAGAUGGGCAGAAAUCCUAUAACGACAGAAGGUGCUAAAGCUGUUAUAAAAGCAAUCCAGAUGUCUAAACACUCACGACUAGAAAGUAUUCAGUUGGAGGAUAUAUCCAUUGACGACCAGUUCCUGGAAUUGAUGAAGGAGCUUAAGGAAUCCAAAUCUAUACGGGUAACUCACGGAGAAAGAAUUGCUGGGGGUAAUGCUGUGACAGAAAAGGAUCACGACCCUCAUGAUUUGAACCGAUUUGAUCCAGUUAUGGUGCUAGUGGAAUACAUGCGCAUUGACAAUUUAAGAUUAAUAGACUUUUUCCAAUAUUUGGAUUCGAAUAGUCGUGAAAAAUUGAGUAAAAGCAAUUUCCGGGAUGGAGUAGCGACUUUAGGCAUCCCACUGACAGAACAUCAUUUGGAUCUUGUUAUGCAAAAGAUAGAUCUGAAGAAAGACGGAUAUGUUGAUCUAGAGGAGUUCAUGACGGUCCAUAGAGAAGUGUCCAGACAAAUUACGCAACGUACAACUAGAGCAAAAUCGAAGAAAAAAGAAGAUGAAGGCCUUGUAGGAUUAAGAAAAAUUCUGCGAGAAAUCAUCGAAAAACGCAAUAAAACAAACAAGGAGAAGGCGAAGAGAAAGCUGUCCAUUGCAGCUGCAAAUAGAAUGUUGAACAGUCCUCGACGAUUUUCAGUCGCAGGAACUCAACGUAUGGAGGCAGAUUCAAGUUAUAGGAACUCAAGACCAACAUCGUCUGCUUCCACCAGGAUACAUACACCUAUCAGAGAAACUUCGAGGGACAUAUCUACGCCGUUAAGGAGUGCAAAUUCCAGACGACCAACAACUUCAAGAAGGGGUUCUAGUUAUAGACCCGUUUUAAAUGUGACUAAAAGACCAUCGUCAUCACUGAACAAAAGUGUUACAUUUUUGGAACGACAGACUUCAGCAAAUAUGCCCAAAGAAGUUCCUGUUGCAUAGUGAAAAAAAAACCGCACUUCUGUAAAUUGCAUAAUAUAUUGAAAAUCAAAGAAAUUAAUGUUUAUAUUAAAAUGGUGGAGAAGUACAUGUACAUGUCCAAAAAAAUUACCUUUUUUUCAUUUUUGUUUACAGAUAUUGCUACAAGACAAAAUAUUUUAAAGACAUGCUUUUUCCAUGCAAUUACCACGUAAGAAUAUAAGAAGACAGAAAAAGCAUCAAAA
Molecule: messenger RNA, 2618 nt
Organism: Mytilus trossulus (common blue mussel)
Lineage: Eukaryota; Metazoa; Mollusca; Bivalvia; Mytilida; Mytilidae
Product: leucine-rich repeat-containing protein 74A-like
Exons: 15
Coding region: 208-2397 (729 amino acids)
Molecular function (GO): protein binding; calcium ion binding
Source: RefSeq, a predicted model, not a curated record